Cydia pomonella (codling moth) is the source of this 5751-nucleotide messenger RNA. RefSeq lists its product as uncharacterized. The record is from RefSeq and is a predicted model, not a curated record. Lineage: Eukaryota; Metazoa; Arthropoda; Insecta; Lepidoptera; Tortricidae. The transcript is spliced from 2 exons. The coding region runs from base 638 to 2224 and encodes 528 amino acids.
AUUCGUCAUGUCCGUCUGUCUGUCCGAUUCUGUCACAGCCACUUUUUUCCGAAACUAUAAAAGCUAUACUGUUCAAACUUGGUAAGUAGAUGUAUUCUAUGAACCGCAUUAUGAUGUUCACACAAAAAUAGAAAAAAAACAAUAAAUUUUGGGGUUUCAGUUCUAAGUAUGGGGAACCCCCAAAAUUUAUUGUUUUUUUUCUAUUUUUGUGUGAAAAUCUUAAUGCGGUUCAUAGAAUACAUCCACUUACUAAGUUUGAACAGUACAGCUCUUAUAGUUUCGGAAAAAAGUGGCUGUGACAGAAUCGGACAGACAGACGGACAUGACGAAUCUAUAAGGGUUCCGUUUUUUGCCAUUUGGCUACGGAACCCUAAAAAGUGGGAUAUCCUAUUUAAAUAAUCUCUUAAAAUUGUAAUGACCUUCGAUUGUACGAUUAAAACAAUGAAAUUAUUCCGAUUAUAGUCGCCAAACAUUACAAUGCAGGGAUAUUUCAACAUUGGGACCACCAGCGCAGCAUUGUUCAAAACAAAACCACGUUGCCCAAAUACUAAGCAUUGAUAUAAACAGGAUUAGCAAUGGGCCCUGUCAGUAGCUAUUGAACCUAGCAGCCGACAACCCGUCAAAAUACAUGUGAACUAUGUAUCGGACAAUAUUAUUUCUCCUAUUCGUGGCUCGUGUUAAGACAGAACCCAAAAGCUUUCAACACGAGUACUAUGUCUCCAGGCAGUCAAGAAACAAUGCGGCGCCGAUGCAAACCGGAUAUGUGAUGAGUCGGAUGGAUAAUAAACCUCCUACAUACCAAUCUUUUGGAAAUCCUAGUGCUUCGUUUGGUGAAUCAGUGAAAACACAUAGUGAUAUCAGUACACACACUACUCCAAAUAGCGAUUUCGAAGAUAACUACAGGAAAUCGUUGAUAAAGUUUACCGAUAUGUCAAUAAUGCGUAAGGAUCCGUUUAAAUUUUCUAGUGUUGGAAAUAUGGCUUUUACAGCUACAGAAAGUAUUAUGCCGUUCACGAAAGCUUGGGAUAAGCAUUCGAUGAAUUAUGAAAUUGCAAAGGCAAAAUCGAAAUUCGGUCUCAAUCCUUCAAUGUCAAUAAAGGCAGAAGGAGAAUAUAUGAAAGAUAGAGUGACAAAUUUAGAGCGAUACAGUGCGACAGAACCAAGUGAAGAUGUUACGCCGAUGUACGACUAUAAUAGGGAAUUCCACAUAGAUGACGACGAUGUUAAGACUCUAUCAGGACAUACUUUGGAAUGGUGGCCAUAUUUCCUACACAGCCCAUAUGAAUACGAGAGUAUAAAAAUGGACUCGCAAAUAGAAAAAGCUAAAGAAAAGCGAUACGCCAUAGCAUCGGCAGAAAGAGUAAUACCUGUUCACGAACAUCAUGAGGAAUAUUCGCACGGGUACACCCAACCUCAUUACGACAGAAGUACAAUAACUGGCGUAGGUGAGACGCCAAUUCCAACAGACAAUGGAUACAUAUCCUAUACUAUUAAGGACUUUGGUAGUAAUUAUGAAAGCGAUCCAUUGGAACUCUCCUGGGGAAAUGCUUUUGACACAAAUGACGACAUACAGAACACCGGCAAAAGAAACAGACGUCUGGACGAACACAGUCAUGAUAAUAACCAUAACAGCGGUACCAAAGUUGAUGCAUCUAAUAGAGCAGCAUUAGGAGAUUCAAGCACUGAGAAAACCUACGAAAAGAAACAUGAAUUUAAUAAACAUGAAAGCGGUGAUUCUAAAAAUCACGAUCAUAAUACUAAUCGCGCCGUAGCCGAGAACAAUGAAUCUGCUUACAAAGACAUUGUAGAUCAAUUUGCAAAUAGAUACGGCGGUGAAGAUCACAAAAGACAUUCCAGUUUUGCCCUUAAAAGAAAUAGUGAUAACGGUGAAAAACGGAAAGGCUUUCGAAAAGUGUAUCAUAAGGACGAAUAUCAAGAAGAGAAUGAGUUCUUUGAUAAUACUAAGAACAGCGCUAAUGCUGAAGACAGUGGAAGUUCUAUUUCUCAUUUAGGUGGUUCAACUGCUGCUGUACAUUCCCAUGCUGCAGCGGCUGCUGGAAAUAAAGCCAACGCCUUUAAUGACAUUGAGAAUUCAAAGAAAAAUUCGUUUGAAAACAAUCAUAAAGGCCACGACGUGAAAAAAGGAUUAGAACGUGAUUCAAAUCGCUACAAAGACAUCUCACAAAUUAGUGCAGAUAGAGACUACACUUAUUAUUAUCCCUAAGAAAAAAAACCCUCAACCUGCCCUGAGGCAUUAAAAGUCUCCCAUUCCAUUCAAACUCGAGCAUAAAAUAAUUUCUAUCUUUGUCCCAGUACGUAAGGGUAUUAUGAAUGAGGACCGCCGUAAAACCUUUAGAGUUAGACCAAGCUAAGUUUGCAGCGAUUUUGAUAGCUCAGACUUUGCAAGUGUUCUUUUAAACUUCAAACGUAUAUGAAAUUAUGACGUUUAAAUAACACUUGCACAUUCUGGGCUAUCAAAAUGGCUGCCAACUGAGCUUGGUCUAACUCUAGCAGAAUCUCGAUAGACACAGUACAAAAUACCUAUCCACCACUGAGAUUAUAAAGAAGUAGUUUAAUAUGAUUGAUUAUUAGUGGAUUAAUACAUAAGGGUAUUUUAAAAUUAGCUAUAAAUAUAGUGUUGGACUGUCAUUUGUUGUAAAUGUAGGUAAUGUUUAUUGUUUUGUAUUAACGUUUUUUACUUUAUAGACAAGAUUAAUUAGAAUAAAAAAAUAAUGUUUAAAUAACGAUACUGUUUUUUUAUCGUGAAGAAUACACAAUACCCCCCGACGUCUGACUUGAUUCUCAACUCGCAACGCACACUCUUUCUCAUCGCUCAACAAAAACAAUUUACGAAUUGGUCCAUCUGAUUGGGAGCUAUAGAUAAUGCUAUAGACGAAAUCCUUUAUUGGCGGGUUGACAUUUUAUACUUAGUAACAUCAUUAGGCUUAAAUCGACCGGGAUAUAACCGUGAUUACCUUUUAUAUUGUUUUGAUUGAGCUCUCGAUAUUUCGACGCAGUUACAUGUUUAUAUCCCGGUCGAUUUAAGUGUAGUGAAACCAACCGCGAAUCAUUCAAAACUGUUAACAUCAUUAGGGUUUCGUAGUCAAUUAGGAACCCUUAUAGUUUCGCCAUGUUUGUCUGUCCGUCCGUCCGCGGCUUUGCUCCGUGACCAUUAGUGCUAGAAAGCUGCAAUUUGGCAUGGAUAUAUAUAAAAUGUUUCGAGAGAGCCCUCUUUACCUAUUAGGUAUACUUACUUUACUCUUUGCUUAAACCGCUAAGCCAAUUUAAAGAAGAGCCGCUUUCACAUAGAUUUUCGUACAUUGACUCGCCUGUUGCUAUCUCUAUUGCACGCGCAUAAUUAUAUUGCUGUCCCGUCCAUGAUGCCGGUUGUCAAUGUUAUUGUGCGGGUUUAACAGCAAUCGGAUAAUAAUAUGCGAGUGCAAUAGAGACAGCAGCAGGCGUAUCAAUGUGCGAGUUUAGUGGAAAUUUAUCCCUAAACGCUGCAAUUUGCGCCAGAUAUUCUUGAAAAUUGACCUUCUUGUAGCUGAGGAAUUUCAGGCCUAUGCCGUAUGUCUUGUCUCCACACGUACCUCCAUGCGCCCUAGUUCGUACCACAUAUGAUACAUCGCUUGCCCAAUAUUACAGGUUCUAUGUUUCACUUUUAUCGGACUGAAAUUUGAACAUUGAGUCCAAUUUCAACUAUCUUGAAAAUGUAAAUUAAAUUUUCAAAAAUUUAAAGGUAUUUUUCAUAGCUAGCCUUCUCAUCGCUAGUUGGCGUGAGCAUUAAGAAUGGUAUUUUCUUCUUACCUUCAUGAAUAUCUAAACUAUUCAAAUUUAAAACCUCCAGGUUUUAUAAUAUUUGUAGUCAUAUUUCUCUAUUGAGUCUUACUCGUGUUUAAUGCUUGCUCCAUUUGUACUCUGCUAGAGUCAGACCAAGAUAAGUUGGCAGCGAUUUUGAUAGCCCAGACUACCCAGACGGUGCAAGUGUCAAGUAAACGUCAUAAUUUCAUAGAAGACGUUUAGAAUAACCGUGCAGCUCCUACCGGGAAAAUCGAAGUUCGUCAAUUGCGGGCAUUUUUCUCUGUCACUCUAAUUACGUCUUAGUAAGAGUAAAAGAGAAAGAUCCCCGCAAUUUGCGAUUUUCGGUUUUCGCGGUAAGCCCCCAGGGCACUUUAAAAUUAAUAGAAAAAGCAUAGAGUUAAGAUAUUGACAGAGAGAAUUUGACUUAUAACAAACUGUGACACUGCAAUGGCGUACGGUCGAAAGUAUGGAAGGUAGAGGCAAGGAAAAAAUCUCCAUAUACCAAAAAGUGUCCGAUAAAAAACCAUAAACAGGUGGCGCUUCAAUACCUAGAAUACCUGAGAAAAAAAUCUAAUCAUAGACAGCGCACUUCACUCCGUCAAUAACGCCUAGGUUCUUAGCUACUCUAGCGCUACUCUGGAGAAAUUUGGAACUAUUAUUUAUAGCUGACAGCUGGACACUUUUGCAACAAUCUUCCUAAGGAGUUUCUGUUCCUUGCCUCUACCUUCCAUAGUGUAGGCGAGUGUAACACAAAAUUUCCCCGAUGAUGAAAUAAUUAUUUUUAAAUUAUAAAAACAGCAUUUUUUAUGAUCUACAAUAAAUAUGUACCUGAUUUUAUAGGUCUUGCAUAAUUACUAAGUGCAAUCAUUAUUUAAUAGUUAUUUACGAUGUAAGUGCGGAAAGCAGGAAAUUCGCAACGAGUGAUAACAAAUUAAACACGACCAAAGGGAGUUUGUUGAAUCGACAUGAGUUGCGAAUUACCUAUUCUCACGUGUAUUAAAAUACAGCGUUUUACAGGACAUAUGGCCCUUUAAAUUUUCGACAUAGGCACGGAAAGUGCUUAUUCCCGCAUUAGUGCGGGAAAGUAGCACCAUAUGUACUGUAAUAGUUAUUUACGAUACAAGUGCAGAAAAUAGGAAAUUCACAACGAGAGGUGGUAAAUUAAAACACGACCGAAGGAAGUGUUUUUAAUUGACACGAGAUGCGAAUUACCUAUUCGCACGUACACCAUAUAACGUUUUACAGUACAUAUAGUGGAUGUGCUACAACGGAAAAAACCGCAUACAUAUCAACAUCGACGAUUUUUGGUACACAGGUACUUUAGACCAAAACGUUGAAUUUUUCCAGUAGUUCCUUAACCCCCCCCCCCCCCCCUCUGGAGGGGGAGUAAUGACGUUAUCAAUUUUUUUUCAUAACCUACCGUGUGAGGUAUCAAAUGAAAGAGCAUUAUGAGACGAUUCUAGAAAUAAACUACCCUCCUACCUUUUAGCCACCUGUUCCAAAAAUCCCCCAGGUGAGAUUUGGCUCGGUGAUUUUUUCCAAAACACACUCCAAACGUCUUGUCAUAUCCUCAUAUCAAACGUAAAAUAAAGCAAUUUGUAAAAUAAUAACUAUAACUAUUUUUCUAAGAUUUUUAACUUUUUUUUUUUUACCUAUGUCUAAAAUUGCCGCAUAUAUAUCUACAUUUUUCGCCGUAUUUCAUGCGCUACAGGUAGGACUAAAUGGCACUUUUCAAAAUAAGAAAGCAGGUAUCAUGAAACUUUAAAAAUCGCUUUAAUAAAUAAGGCCGUAAAUAUUUUAUUAUGGUCUAUCAAAGUACCUAUUCUCAGUGACAAAAGUGUACGAUUCCAUCUCAGUCUGAUUCCACAUUCGGCUUAUAGGUCCCGAUCGCAAAUUCCUUCACAACCGGUUUAUUUGGUAUAACCGUGGCGGGAAAUUCGGUUUGUGGUA